GAGUCUGCACUGCACCUGCAGUAAGUUCCACCGCAGUUAGAGGUCCGGGUGGUCCGUGUGAGGCGGAGCUCGGCGGUUCCGUCUGCUUCAGCCGCAGCGUCUCCUUUCCAGUCUCGCUGCAUUCUCCAGAAAGGGGGACGGACCUCCACUUCCUCUUUCAGAAAAAUGUCUGCUCCAGCUCAGCCACCCGCUGAAGGGACAGAAGGGGGUGCUCCAGGUGGGGGUCCUCCUGGUCCACCUCCCAACACGACCAGUAACAGGCGACUACAGCAAACUCAGGCACAAGUGGAGGAGGUGGUGGACAUCAUGCGUGUGAAUGUGGACAAGGUCCUGGAGAGGGACCAGAAGCUGUCAGAGCUGGAUGACCGAGCUGAUGCCUUGCAGGCGGGCGCGUCACAAUUUGAGAGCAGUGCUGCCAAGCUAAAAAGGAAGUAUUGGUGGAAAAACUGCAAGAUGAUGAUCAUGCUGGGAGCCAUCUGUGCCAUCGUCGUGGUAGUUAUUGUAAUCUACUUUUUUACUUGAGAAUGUGCCAUCCCUUCCUGUUCUCCAUCUCAAUCCAAGUUCAUGUCUCUUUCCCUCUGUUUGCUCUCUCACCAAACUCCUCCAUCUGCCUUUCUCCAUUCUAACCCAGGCUUCACCAUCAUCCAUUCCUCCUUUUUUUUUUUUUUUGGUUGCGUUCAUCUGCACUUUCUUCUUCAACACUAGAAAUGCUGCUCGUGGCACAGUCUUGAAGUCACUACCCAAAGAGCAAUGGCUGGCACCUCCUCCUUACCCAUUUAUUGUGUACCCCAGAGCUUAAAUGAGUUGUGGCCAAGGGAAGGAGGAGGCCGGGAAUGGCAGAGGUGAAGUGUCUGAGGAGUUGGCAUGGCUGAGGGGAGCAGAAGGGGAUUUGUGUCCAUAGUGCCUCCGAGAAAGGCUGGCCUUUGCCAGGAGGGGGGCAAGAAUAGUUGGGAAGUAGUAGUGUGCUGCCUGUUUUGCAUAUAUGUAAUAGUUGGGAACUACUACUUGCUGACCUCAUUUGGAACUUUCCCCCAUACCACGCCUGUCUUGGGUCCCAAAGGUCUGUUGAAAGACCAACUUCGAAUCCCUUUUAGAAAGUCGAACUUGUAUUUUGUUAAUGCUUACCUGUCAAUCCGAGAUUUUCUGUGUCUUUAAGGACCUUUCCAGCUUUUUACGUUGCUCUCUGUAGACUUAGAAAACAAAUCCUUACUGAUUAUAAAAAUAGCAGGAGAUGC
Acomys russatus (golden spiny mouse) is the source of this 1235-nucleotide messenger RNA. RefSeq names its product vesicle associated membrane protein 1 (gene Vamp1). Gene Ontology annotation, biological process: vesicle fusion; SNARE complex assembly; vesicle-mediated transport. Gene Ontology annotation, cellular component: SNARE complex; plasma membrane. The transcript has 5 exons. Gene Ontology annotation, molecular function: syntaxin binding; SNAP receptor activity. The record is from RefSeq and is a predicted model, not a curated record. Bases 166 to 522 code for a protein of 118 amino acids. NCBI's taxonomy places the organism in Eukaryota, Metazoa, Chordata, Mammalia, Rodentia, Muridae.